AUGCUCUCAUACGACACCCCUGUGUCCGUGAACGGGCAGACUUCCUCUCCAUCGGGCAGCAUCUCGGCCUCACACCAGAGCGUUCCAUCCACGCAAACGAGUGUACGGCUCCCGACACCGAACCUCUCGAAUGGUUCGGUCAGCAACAGCGUGGCAGUCUCCAAUGGCUCGCAGGAAAUGGGACACCACAUCUGGCUCGUCACCGGGCCCGCGGGGUGUGGGAAAAGUACGGUAGCAAAAUACUUGUCAAACGCCUUGCAACUACCCUACAUCGAGGGCGAUGAGUAUCACCCACAGGCCAACAUCGACAAGAUGAGUGCCGGCAUUCCGCUUACGGACGCGGACCGAUGGGACUGGCUGACGGCUCUGCGGGAGGCGGCGAUCCACGAACUUGACCGGGGCAACGACGGCGUAGUGCUGACGUGCUCUGCUUUAAAGCGCAAGUACCGCGACGUCAUCCGGGUGGCGCCCUACUUUACUCCGAAUCUUUACCUGCACUUCAUCUACCUCGACGCUCCCGAGGAGCUCCUCCUGCAAAGGGUGCUCGCGCGCAAGAACCACUACAUGGGCGCCAACAUGGUUCACAGCCAGUUUGAGGUUCUCGAGCGACCGAGGGCGGACGAAACCGACGUCAUCACCAUUGACGUCAGCCGGCCGGUCGAGGAGGUCAUGGCGGAUGCCUUGAAACGGGUUCGGCAGGUCAUGGACGGGAUCAAGGCCGAUUCGCAAGAAUCGGCCGCCUAA
This is a messenger RNA of Canariomyces notabilis, 744 nucleotides long. RefSeq names its product gluconokinase-like protein. The record is from RefSeq and is a predicted model, not a curated record. Gene Ontology annotation, cellular component: cytoplasm. The coding region runs from base 1 to 744 and encodes 247 amino acids. The transcript is spliced from 2 exons. Lineage: Eukaryota; Fungi; Ascomycota; Sordariomycetes; Sordariales; Chaetomiaceae. Gene Ontology annotation, molecular function: gluconokinase activity.